This is a messenger RNA of Paramecium sonneborni, 3379 nucleotides long. The record is from the annotation of a GenBank genome assembly. NCBI's taxonomy places the organism in Eukaryota, Ciliophora, Oligohymenophorea, Peniculida, Parameciidae.
AUGUUUAGAGAGUAAUACUUAAAUUUAAUGGUCAAUAAGAAAGACAUAGCUAAUUUGAAUUUCUAAUGUAUAGAUUGGAAUAUAUAAUAUUUAGCAAAUUAUAUAAAGGUCGGGAGUGGGUAUUAAGCAAUCAGGAGAAUAUUUAAGAAUGUGUAAUACGAUAAGUUUGAAAAUUAGUAGUUGAAGGAAUUAAAGGGAUAUAUGGAUUCAAUUCCUAUAUAAUAUUUAAAGGAGUAUGUUUAAUGAUAAUAUAUGAGAGUUUAGAAUGAUUGUGUAUUAUUGAGAUUUUUAUAUACUCAUAAAUUUUUGAAGGAGUAGACUGUUAAAUAUUUUGUUGAUCAUUUAGAUUGGUUAAAUAAUCCAGAAACAAUAAUAUUAGAUGAUGUUCCUCAAUUCGAUAAGAUUGUGUAGAUAAUAGGAAGAGAUGAAAUGUUUAGACCUGUAUUAUAUAUAAAUAUAUGUUAACCUUUGGAUAAUAAUUUUAUCAAGGCAAUAACAAAUAAAUUAAUAAUAAUGGAAGAUUAUAUGUUUGUACCUGGUAAAGUGGAAAGUUGGAUUAUUCUUAUUGAUUUUGGAUAAUUUAAUCCUAAUUUUUAGAAAGAUAAAAUAGAAUAAGCAAUUAAACAUUUUAUUACAAAUUUUCCAAUGUCUUUGGAACAUAUUUAUAUUUUAGAUGCAAAUGAAAUUUUAAAAUAAAUAGGUUAAGAUAUAUUAGAUACUAAAGAAAUUAAAGUAUUUGAUUUAUAAGAUAAAAUUUCAGUUUUAGAUAAAAAUGCAUAUGAGAAAGAGAAAUUGUAGUUAUUAUCUCCUGAAUAUAUUCAUUUAUUUGAUACAUUAGAAUAACAAUUGGCUGAAUAAGCAUCUCAAAAUUUAUAAAUAAAUGAUUAAGGUUCUUAAAAAUAAAAUGAUUAACCAUAUUAAGCAUAAUAAAAUGCAGAUUUAAUAGGGCCUCUAUAUCCAUUAGUUGUUUAUGCAAUAUCGUAACCUUAACCUUAUGUUCCAUAGUUUCAUGAUAAAGAAUUAUAGAAUUAUACUUAAUAGAAACAUAUUCCAACUUUCUUUUUAGACACUUAGAAUUAAUUUUGUUAAAAUUAUUAACCUUUAAGAAAAAAUAAUAGUGAUGUUUAGAAAUAAAAUAAUGUAGUUCCUUAGUAAUCUAACAAAAGAGUUGCUCCACAAUUAAAAUCACAAAUGACUUUUCAAAAUACAGAUAAUUCUAUGUAUUGAUAUGAUUAAUCUAUGUAGACGAACAAAGUAUGAUGAUGUUAUUGACUAAUACAAUUGGAAUAAAUAUGGAAUUACAUAACAAUAGCCAGUUAUAGAAACAGAAAAAAUAAUAUAAGAUGUAACAAAUUAAAAUUCAUCACAACAUCAUAUUAGUUCUCCUUAGAUAUAAUAAACUCCAACACUUUAAGGAACAGAAAGAACUAUAAAAAAAUAAGAUACUAAUCAUAAUAUACAAGAUAUACAUUCAACAGGUGGAUUUUUUGAAGAUCCUAUUCUUCCAUUUAAUGAUGAUAAUGUAUAACCUUUCACAUAUAAUGAUAAUAAGUAAUUGUCAUAUGAUGUUAAAAACAUUCCUCAAUAAAUAAAUAAAAUUGAAAGAAAUUUAUAGUUUGAUAAUAAAAGUCCAAUUAAUUUUAAUUAAUAUCCUCCAAUACAUUAAGAAAUAGAAAAAAAAUAUGAUUUUUGUCCACUUCCAUUAAGACCAUCUGAAUAANUAUAUGUUAACCUUUGGAUAAUAAUUUUAUCAAGGCAAUAACAAAUAAAUUAAUAAUAAUGGAAGAUUAUAUGUUUGUACCUGGUAAAGUGGAAAGUUGGAUUAUUCUUAUUGAUUUUGGAUAAUUUAAUCCUAAUUUUUAGAAAGAUAAAAUAGAAUAAGCAAUUAAACAUUUUAUUACAAAUUUUCCAAUGUCUUUGGAACAUAUUUAUAUUUUAGAUGCAAAUGAAAUUUUAAAAUAAAUAGGUUAAGAUAUAUUAGAUACUAAAGAAAUUAAAGUAUUUGAUUUAUAAGAUAAAAUUUCAGUUUUAGAUAAAAAUGCAUAUGAGAAAGAGAAAUUGUAGUUAUUAUCUCCUGAAUAUAUUCAUUUAUUUGAUACAUUAGAAUAACAAUUGGCUGAAUAAGCAUCUCAAAAUUUAUAAAUAAAUGAUUAAGGUUCUUAAAAAUAAAAUGAUUAACCAUAUUAAGCAUAAUAAAAUGCAGAUUUAAUAGGGCCUCUAUAUCCAUUAGUUGUUUAUGCAAUAUCGUAACCUUAACCUUAUGUUCCAUAGUUUCAUGAUAAAGAAUUAUAGAAUUAUACUUAAUAGAAACAUAUUCCAACUUUCUUUUUAGACACUUAGAAUUAAUUUUGUUAAAAUUAUUAACCUUUAAGAAAAAAUAAUAGUGAUGUUUAGAAAUAAAAUAAUGUAGUUCCUUAGUAAUCUAACAAAAGAGUUGCUCCACAAUUAAAAUCACAAAUGACUUUUCAAAAUACAGAUAAUUCUAUGUAUUGAUAUGAUUAAUCUAUGUAGACGAACAAAGUAUGAUGAUGUUAUUGACUAAUACAAUUGGAAUAAAUAUGGAAUUACAUAACAAUAGCCAGUUAUAGAAACAGAAAAAAUAAUAUAAGAUGUAACAAAUUAAAAUUCAUCACAACAUCAUAUUAGUUCUCCUUAGAUAUAAUAAACUCCAACACUUUAAGGAACAGAAAGAACUAUAAAAAAAUAAGAUACUAAUCAUAAUAUACAAGAUAUACAUUCAACAGGUGGAUUUUUUGAAGAUCCUAUUCUUCCAUUUAAUGAUGAUAAUGUAUAACCUUUCACAUAUAAUGAUAAUAAGUAAUUGUCAUAUGAUGUUAAAAACAUUCCUCAAUAAAUAAAUAAAAUUGAAAGAAAUUUAUAGUUUGAUAAUAAAAGUCCAAUUAAUUUUAAUUAAUAUCCUCCAAUACAUUAAGAAAUAGAAAAAAAAUAUGAUUUUUGUCCACUUCCAUUAAGACCAUCUGAAUAAUCAUAUACUCCAUCAUAUAUUGCUUCAGAUAAACCAUAUCUUCCAGAUAGAUUUUCGGAAAUUUCAAUUUUUCAAAAUAAUUAACAUUUACAAUCAUAAAUUAAAACUAAUAAUAAUAAUCUUCCUUAAACAUCUGGAUAAUCUCCAUAUCUUCCAUAAACUCCUUUUAGUCCUAUUCCAAGUAGUACUAAUUUAUAUAUUGCUCCUACUUAUCCAUUAAAUACAACUGCCAAUAAACCUAAUUUAUAGAAUUCAAACUAACCACAUAUCAUUGAAUAAGAUGGAAUCAAAUUUUAAGAUGAAACUAUGCUUGUUGGAGAUCCAGAUCAUAGAUAAUCCAAAAAUUCUAAAAGAGAUCCCGUUCUUGAUUAAUAAUAAUGUUAAAUUUUUUGA